AGGACUCGGUAGGGCGGGGCAGGUUUUCCAGCCGGAAGGCCAAGAACUGUUAAGGAGUGUGAUUCCGCAGGGAGGGGUUAGGAGGGAGCGAGACCUCGCGAACUAGAGUGUAUUCCUUCAGGGUUAUUGCGAUAGAUGAAUUUCAGAACAUAUGUGGAAAGUGCUGGGCUGGGUGGUUAUUAAGCUGUUAGUGUUCUGGAUUCUGCAGAUAUAGAAGUCACAGACAGUCGCCUGCCUCAUGCCACUCUUGUGGAACAUCGAUCCCAGCAUCGAAGGUCUGAGACUCUGGGGACAUGUAUGGAGCCACCUCCAGUAACCCAGAAUAAGGCAAGCUAUGCUUUGAAAGUACCCCAAGCCACUGGUCAAUUUUCUGUGGAGCUGGUCCGAGGUCCUGCAGGCUUUGGUUUCACUUUAAAAGGAGGACGAGGUGUAUCUGGGCAUGCUCCGCUGGCCAUACAUGGACUGCUGAGGAAUGGGCCAGCACAGCGAUGUGGUCGUUUGCAGCCUGGUGACCUCGUCCUCCAUAUCAAUGGAGAGUCAACACAGGGACUCACUCAUGCCCAGGUGGUGGAGCGGAUACGCACUGGAGGCCCCCGACUUUGCCUGGUACUCCGCCGGCCUCAAGAGAUGGAUGCCAGAAGGAUUGAGGAGGGUGGAGGCCAUCAGAAGAAAGAUUGCAGCCCAGAUCCUAGGGGAAGCAGGAUGACAAAGUCUCGCAGCACUAUUUCCCCAGUUCAUCACCCGCCCAAGGCCCGGACCAGUCUGGAACCUAGUCCAGAGGCAGUAGCUGUUGGCCACGUGGUUCCUGCAGUGGAGCACCCCACAGAAGACUUGGACGACCGCAUCCCUGGUACCCCUGGGCCCUGGCUGGUGCCGAGCGAGGACCGGCUCUCACAGGCUCUAGGGGUUCGGGGCGGGGGCGCGCAGCUCGCUCAGGAAAUGGCAGCUGGAAGGCGGAGGCACUGAGCACCGACAGCUCUGUGCUCACUUGGUGAAGUCUCACUUGGUUUUAGCAUGCCUGACCGCCAGGCACUAGCUUUCCCCUUAGAGUUUUAACCUGGUCUAGUCCCCUCCCAUUGCGCAUUGCUCAGUGGACUGGUCCCCACCCCUCCAAGAUGCCAGUGGUACGGCCCUGCCGGAGCCCAGAGUGCUCGCACUCCCUCCCACCCCCGCGCGCCUCGGAUUCUCCUAGUUCUUUCCCGGUCGGGAGGUAAUAAAAUAGCUGGAUCUAG
Peromyscus eremicus (cactus mouse) is the source of this 1232-nucleotide messenger RNA. RefSeq names its product MAGI family member, X-linked (gene Magix). The transcript has 5 exons. The record is from RefSeq and is a predicted model, not a curated record. Bases 298 to 966 code for a protein of 222 amino acids. Lineage: Eukaryota; Metazoa; Chordata; Mammalia; Rodentia; Cricetidae. Gene Ontology annotation, molecular function: protein binding.